AUGGCAAACAGAAGUGAAGUUCAACUUACCCAUCCAAUCAAAGAACGCCUAUAUCUUGCCCAAACCCGCAGACAAGUAGUCACAAUAGAAAAGGCAGUAAGAACACAGGUCAGCACUAACAAGGUUGGACCUUUCGAUUCGUCCGGAACAUCCAUCGUGACAUCAACCAUGGAAGCCAUACUGGUAAAAGAAGAGGUGCGUGAGGAUAAGGGUCUUCCCCAAAAGAAAGACGCUACCAAAGCACGCGAGUUCCAAGUAAUAGACUUCCCCAAAACAAAUAUUGGAGAAUGUCUACAACCUUAUACCGAGCGGUAG
Hymenoscyphus albidus is the source of this 315-nucleotide messenger RNA. NCBI's taxonomy places the organism in Eukaryota, Fungi, Ascomycota, Leotiomycetes, Helotiales, Helotiaceae. The record is from the annotation of a GenBank genome assembly.